UGAGUCCUGCUGUCAUCUCUAUGCAUAAUAUGAAAUGUUUUCAACCCAGAGACAGCUGAGUGAGUGACUGUUGACAAGGAGUGACUACCUGAGUCAAGACAACAUUUAUAUCUUCCUGGUGGUUCAGAAACGAGUCUCUGUAGAACCACAAGCAAAGAAAGGAAACAUUCCGUCAUCUUCUUAAUUAAGUUGACUGUAUAAGAUACAUGACUUCCAGGAACAAAAACACAGAGAAGUAAUAAAUAUAUUAUUUUGACAUCAUUGGACAUCCAUCAUACUAAGGAACGUGCUCUGUGAAGCUUCCUGAGUAGAGAUUUGGAAACUUCCUUGGUGCUCAUUUAUACUUUGGACUAUAAGCAUGAGUGAAUUCUGGUUGUGUUUCAACUGCUGUAUUGCAGAACAGCCUCAGCCUAAAAGGCGUCGUCGGAUUGACCGAAGUAUGAUUGGAGAGCCAACAAACUUUGUACACACAGCUCAUGUUGGAUCAGGAGACCUGUUCAGUGGAAUGAAUUCAGUUAGCUCCAUUCAGAACCAAAUGCAGUCCAAAGGAGGCUACGGGGGUGGAAUGUCUGCUAGUGUGCAGAUGCAGCUUGUGGACACGAAGGCAGGAUAGCCCCAUCCCUUCUCCAUAACAAAAGAGAAGUGUGAUGGUGUCUUGUCCAUCCUGUUGUGACCCUCCAGUGAGACGUACUGUUCUGCCAAGAAGCUACUGUCGGACGAACCCUGCAUCUCCUUCAGCUGGCUGCAUGCCUUUCACUCCUGGACAGAGUUCUUAGAUUGUGGCUUAAAUUUUAAUUUGUAUCAACAUGGAUCUGACUUUAGCAUGAUCUUUUCUGUGAAUGCUAGCACUAUUUUGCAUUUUUUUAUUUUAAACAUUUCUCUUUCUACCUGCCUUAUGAUUUUAUUGGUAAGCAAGGACCUACUAUUAUGUCACCAUUUAUGUAUAUUUUGGAAGGUAUGAGACCCACAAGCACAAUGAUCAUUUUUCUUCACUUGAAAUGUCAGCAGACUAGACAUCUGCAUGCUUUAUGAGGCUGCUGUGUGGAGCCCGUGGGCUGGUGAUGCUGCUGCUAUUAGAGAAAGGUUAGUUGUGGUGCCAAGUCACACCCGUGUCACACAAAAAGGUAACUUGUAGCUUAUUAGAAAUACAACUUUUUGGUCUAUUUAGUGAGAAUUAUAGUACAAGGCAAGUUUGCAUUCAUAAGGCCUUCAUUCUGUUGUAAAUGUUCAGUGUAUUUAUUGAGAGCAAGGACCUCUGAGUGUAAGCAGGGCGGCCAUGCGUCUGCGUGUGUUGUUAACACCCUCCAUCCAGCUCUGAGCAGCAGCGGCUCGUUUCUCUGCACUCGUUCUGUCAUCCGUCGCUUGCUUUGAUUUUAUGUUUCAUGUUAUGGCGUCUGGUAGCAGUUUGUUGAACUUCUGGCCUCUCCUACUAACUGAAGACUCAGUGGCCUUUCCACACUCCACGUAUUUGGGGCAGUGGAAGUUGCCAGAGCAGCGUGCUGACCUGGCUGAAUCAUUGCCACUGAAAACCACCUGUCUGAUGACUUUAUGGAAUUGGUGAGAAAACCUUUGCUUUGGUUCCAAAUAUGUUUAUUCCACAAACUACUUCAGCUGUAUCUGUAAAUGCUUCUCCUUCCCCAUAAGGGUAUAACAUUUAGCCAGUGAGUGGUUUGCAUCUUUGUUAAAAUGUAAAUCCUGUGUCCAGUUCUAACUACAUGUGGUCAGAUUAACAUUUCAUGCAGUGAAUGGGGCUUCAUUGAAAGCUCAGAGCACUGAGGAAUUAGGCAACUGAAACAGUGGUCAUCUUCCCGUCUGGCUUUUUUAACCCCUUCCCCUUCACCGUAGUCCUCAGUCCUUGCGAAAAGGUAACUGAAUAAGUAUUAGGUUUGUGGAAGCAAAAUACGAAAGCGUUUCUUCCCAUUCCUCUGGAAUUUCGCUUAUGCAGUACUUGGGGCACCAGAUUACUCAGUCCUUGUGCUUCUAGUUUUGAGCCUUCGGAGGUGUCAGUCUCCAGCAGAGAGAGAAUCUGUCAAGGAAAAGCAUUUGUUUAAUAACUUCUAAACUAUAAUUCAUCUGGUGUCACUAAUGCAGUGUGUGGAUAUUGCAUCCUGGAAUCUACCAGAGCCUGCAGGGACACUGCCCUGUGCCAGCUCUUAAGACUAAGACGGACUGGCUUUCCUGAAAUCGUCAGCACUGGUGCCAUUUAGUCCACUUCUGCCUUGACUUUAGAAAUUAGUACACUUUUUAUACUUGUCCUGGAACAGUAGUACAGGGAGCCACAGCCCCUUUCCCUGACUCAUGAUUUGAGUUUCCAAUUGCUGUCUUUUCUGCUUCUCCAAGGACCAAAAUACUCCAUGUGCUAUGGAGCGAGUCUCCGUGGAAAGCCGCAGGCUGUGCAGCGCCACAGGGAGUGCCCACACUGUGUAUAAGGGCACAGGCUAAGGAAGGUGCCAGUGAAAUCACGAAUUACCACAAAUUCUAAGUUAGGAACCUGGAACACAAAUCCUUUAGGAAGGCUUGAAGGUAUUUGGGAGUGCGGAGGAGGCAGCUUCCCCACAUUCAUAGGUGGGAUUAUAAAUCUUGGGAGGUCAUUUGGUCCCCUUAGCAAUGGAUUGCAUUUUAAAAUUGAAGCUAAUUAAAUAGGAUAGACUGUUAAUACUGUUGAAAUACAUCCUCAUAACUGUUAUGCAAGGGAAACUGGGUGAAGGUUUAACUAAUGACAUGGAUUCUAUUAGCAGUGACCCGCAUUCUGUAAAACAGGUGCUUUCCCGUGAUCCAGGCACCAAGCAUAGAGUGGAAGUGUUAACUCUGGUGUCAGGAUCAGCAUUUCUGAUGCAGCAUUAUCCCUGGGCCUUUAAAGAUACUGAGAGUAUAUUAGCUUUCUCUUUGUUACUAAAUUAUAGCGGUUUCAUUAUAGCGAGCAAGUUUGCCUUGAUUUUGUUUAAAAUGACUUCUGCUCAGCACCCAAAAGAUAAAAUUGACAUAUUUUUAUAAUAUAAGCAUACUUUGUUUUGUACAUUGUGUUCAUUCUUGAAUAAAGUGAGUUCAGUGUUGGCUUGUAGAUAUUAAAAAGAAAGUAUUGAUUCAAUAAAUGUUUUCUUUCAA
Molecule: messenger RNA, 3105 nt
Organism: Miniopterus natalensis
Lineage: Eukaryota; Metazoa; Chordata; Mammalia; Chiroptera; Miniopteridae
Source: RefSeq, a predicted model, not a curated record